UGGAAAGUCGGCUGCGGGGGGUGGGAUAUCCAUGGCUGGAACGGCUGUAUCGGGCAGAGGGGACGUGGGGUGGUUUAUCCUUGAGGAGAGGAGGCUGAGGGGAGACCUUAUUGCUCUCUACAACUGCCUGAAAGGAGAUUGUAGAUGGUUGAGCGCUGGGCUCUUCUCCCAAGUGACAGCGGACAGGACAAGGAGGAAUGGCCUCAAGCUGUGCCGGGGAGGGUCAGAGUGGUCAUCAGGAAAAAACUUUUCACAGAAAGGGUCAUGGGGCACUGGCAGAGGCUGCCCAGGGAGGUGGUGGAGUGCCCAUCCCUGGAGGGAUUAAAAAGACGGGGAGAUAAAGUGCUGAGGGACACGGUUUCGUGGUUGCUAGGAAUGAUUGGACUCUGUCAAUUAGUGGUCAUUUCCAACCUGGUGAUUCUAUGAUGCUACGGCAAUGCUCAGAGGUUCCCGUUGCUGCAGCGUGGCGUGGAAACGCUCCUCCUGCCAACGGCACAAGAGGCACGUGGGGCUCAGUCCAUGGGGCAGGGGAGCUACGGCGCUGUGCUGAGCAACGGGAGAGGGUUGGAAGUGGGGAGAUUCCAGUGGCAGCAUCUCCUUUUGGGGGUCCCAGUUGCUCCUGGAGGCUCUGGUGAGUGGUUUGGGGCUGUUAUCUAGCUUAGACUGAUGCUCUUUGUGGUUUUCAGAUAACAGGACUAAGCGUGGCAAAUCCUGAGCUGGUGUUUGUCAGCGGUGGAUUACUUGGCCAGCAGCUUCCCAGGAGUGGCCAGGCAGCAAGAAGCCGAGCUUCCCGGCCUCAACGCAGCAGGCAGAAGGAGGAGGAAAGGAACCAACAAAUUGAAGCGCAAACCUGUCCCGUCUCCCUUUGAGUGUGUACUUUGGGUGUUUCCACGCGCAGGGUGCAAUCCGCCGGACCCCCCCUUGAUUUUAGCACUGAUGGGAGAGAGGAUGCAAAUCCACGGUGUCCGGGGAGAGCUGCGGCGUCUCUCAGCUGCUGCCCUCGAUUCCUCGCGUGCCUCAGGCUCUGGUGCUGCUGGCAGAGCCCAGCGUCCGUGCCCGAGGCUGCGAUCGGCUUUGGUUUAUAUUAAACCAGGCUGGACCUGGCACUGAGCUGCAGCUCUUCAUCUCCUGUUGCACCCAGGAGCUCCCUGCUCUGCAGAAGAGUUAAAACCCAGUGUAUAUUCCCCUUCUUCUUGUUUUAACAUCCGUUUAGGCAAGCGGGGAGGACUGGGGAAGCCUUAAGGAAAUGGGGAUUGGACCUGUGCUGCUAUAACUCACUGCAAAGGGAGCUCAGAAGAGCCUCUGCUUCAUGGCUCUGGGCUGCAGAUGUGGCAGAGGCGCGGAACAGCGCCAGGUCUGAGCGCGGGGACACGGCGCCAGGUGUGUCCUGUCCCUUUCCUGGCCCUUCCCUUCUCUCCUGCUCAAAUUCAGCAGGUUUACAGAGGGUGGGAAGGCAGCCAGGCACACCCAGCUCUUGGAGGCAGUAAAAUGAUCCCUCUUUUGCCCUUGGGCCAAGCCCAGCGUUUCUAACGGAUAAAAGGGGAAGCGGUGAGGAGAACUCGCUCACUUCCCUGGCCUCCAGCACCGCUUCCCAGAGCUUUCGAAGGGUGGGGGAUACCGAGAACAGCAUUGGUGCAACCAUGUCCCAGUCUGUGAGUUUCAGCUCUCGCUCUGCGGCCGUCCCAGGGAUCAGCAAAGUGCGGGUCAGCACCGUCUCCUCGACCCGUGGACUCGGAGGGGGUGCUGCCUUAGGCAGGGCACGAAGCUUCGGCAGCUCCAGCCUCUACAACCUUGGCUCUAACAAGCGGAUCUCCCUUGGAGGUAGCAGCUCCUACAGCAUUCGCUCUGGAUACGGCAUCGGAGGGAUGGGAUUUGGUGGAGCGGUCAGCCCCGCGGGCAUUCAGGAGGUCACCAUCAACCAGAACCUCCUGACGCCCCUGAAUCUGGAGAUUGACCCCAACAUCCAGCGGGUGCGCAAGGAAGAGAAGGAGCAAAUCAAGACACUCAACAACAGAUUCGCCUCCUUCAUCGACAAGGUCCGGUUCUUGGAGCAGCAAAACAAAAUGCUGGAGACCAAAUGGACCCUCCUCCAGGACCAGAAGACCGCCCGGAGUAACGUUGCUCCCAUGUUUGAGGCGUACAUCAGCAACCUGCGGCAUCAGCUGGAUGUGUUGGUGAAUGACAAAGGGCGCUUGGAGGGCGAACUGAAGAACAUGCAGGACCUUGUUGAGGAUUUCAAGACCAAAUACGAGGAUGAAAUCAACAAGCGCACGACGGCAGAGAAUGAGUUUGUGGUGCUCAAGAAGGAUGUGGAUGCUGCCUACAUGAACAAAGUGGAGCUGGAGGCCAAGGUGGAUGCUCUGACGGAUGAGAUCAACUUCCUGAGAUCUCUCUAUGAAGCGGAACUUCAGGAGUUGCAGGCCCAGAUCUCCGACACCUCUGUGGUGCUCUCCAUGGACAACAGCCGGAACCUGGACCUGGACAGCAUCAUCGCAGAGGUCAAAGCGCAGUACGAGGAGAUUGCCAACAGGAGCCGAGCGGAGGCCGAGUCCUGGUACCAAAGCAAGUAUGAGGCGCUGCAGGUCACUGCUGGGAAACACGGGGAUGACCUGCGCAACACGAAGAAUGAGAUCUCGGAGAUCAACCGCGUGAUCCAGAGGCUGCAGGUGGAAAUUGAAAAUGCCAAGGCCCAGCGUGUCAAGAUGGAAGCAGCCAUUGCCGAGGCCGAGGAACGCGGAGAGAUGGCUGUCAAAGAUGCCAAGGUAAAGCUAGAGGAGCUGGAGGCCGCCCUGCAGAAGGCGAAGCAGGACAUGGCUCGGCAGCUCCGUGAGUACCAGGAGCUCAUGAACGUCAAGCUGGCCCUGGACAUCGAGAUCGCGACCUACAGGAAGCUGCUGGAGGGCGAGGAGAGCAGGUUGGCUGGUGAUGGAGUUGGCAAUGUCAACAUCUCUGUGGUCAGCACCAGCGGUGGAGGAAGCAGCUUUUCCGGUUCCAGCGGAUUUCUGGGAGGAGGAGUCGGAGGAAGCCUUAGCCUGGGAGGAGGAGUCGGAGGAGGCCUUAGCCUGGGAGGAGGCAUGGGCAGCGGGGCGCUCGGCUUCUCUGGCGGUAGCUCCAAAUCCUACUCUGUCACCACAACCUCAUCCAGCAGGAGAAGCUUCAGGAAGUAACUACAGGAAUGGAGAUCGGCCAUGCCCAUUCCACCAGAGAAAAUCCAUAGAAAGGGAGGGAAAAAUCCAUAGAAAGAAAAAUUUUAUUGCCUUUUAUAGGACAAAUUGGCUUCAAAAGUGCUGCAGUGCUGAGUUGGAAUAAGACCGACCAGAGUACCUGACCCUGUCCCGUCACGCCCAAGGCUGGAGCUUACGCUGAUGAACUUAGCGGGAACCGUUCCGCUGAGAGCAGGUUCCAGCCUGCAGGGUGAAAUCCAUCCCGGGAAGCAGGAGGUAUAAACACUUCUGUUACCGGGUGCUUCCUGCUCGGGGCUGGAUUUCACCCUUGGAAGGGCAAAGCCAUCAUUUCCGUGGCAAACUGUUCCACGUUCUGCUGUGGUUUUGCAAAGAGACCAAAGAUUAUCUCCCUCUUAAUAUGGUUUGGAAGUCUUUAUUCCCUUAGGCUCCUCGGAAAAUGUCAACCCUUGUUAAGAUUUCAGCCUGGGAUUGUUUUCUUAAAGCAUACCAGGAGGAAAACAGUGAAACUCUUCGGGAUUUCAUCUUAUUUCUUUGGAAAUGGGCUCAGAAAUGGAAUUCGACACGUCUUGGAAUGAAUGGCGCUGGUUUCUUACUGAGGGCAGUGCAGACAGAUUUACUUUCAGGUUCUUUAUAGCAAAAUAACUCAUAAAGAAGCUCCCCCACCCAUUCCCUCGCCUUAAAAGAAGCCCAAAGCUCAAAGGCUAGGAAGCUGCUUAAAAUUAGGAGUAAAAAGGGAGAUACCGGUCCCCAUCUUUGGGUGUCUCUCUUUCCCACCCUCUUAAUUCCAAGCGUGUCCGGUGAUACCUGAUGUCUUUACCACAGCUAAGGAGAAGGUGUGGUUUAUUGGGGCAUCAUUGCAAUAACCAUUUAUUCCUGCCCAAAUGUGUCUCCGGCUUAACCACGUCAGGGAGGAGAGUUGGGUCGUUGCUGCAGUAGGAAGAAUUCUUGGCUAAAUAACUCAAGGCAACUGCAAAAUUGUUGUGUUACGUGCUCAGCCAGGUCCUAGCGGUGCAUCCUUUGUUAACGUUUUAUGCCUUUGUGGUCUGAGACCUUCUCGUGAGGUCAGUAAUAAAGUUUCCCUGUUGCGUACAGCUUCAGUCCCAGCC
Cuculus canorus (common cuckoo) is the source of this 4291-nucleotide messenger RNA. RefSeq names its product keratin, type II cytoskeletal cochleal. Gene Ontology annotation, cellular component: keratin filament. Bases 1641 to 3167 code for a protein of 508 amino acids. Lineage: Eukaryota; Metazoa; Chordata; Aves; Cuculiformes; Cuculidae. The transcript is spliced from 10 exons. Gene Ontology annotation, biological process: intermediate filament organization; keratinization. The record is from RefSeq and is a predicted model, not a curated record. Gene Ontology annotation, molecular function: structural constituent of skin epidermis.